UGGGCUCAAGGUGGAGGCUGGAGGAAAUGCUUUCUCCCUCACGGACUCUCUCCAUCCUCUCCACCAGUUCUUCUGCAGUUCCUGGGUCACUCAAACAAGCAGCUCAUUGUGCCUGAUCCGGCAGCUGAGGCGGCGCCAGGAGCAGGAGCAGGAGCAGGGACAGAGCUGAUGGCUGGUGCCCAGGGGAGGAGUCUGCCUCUUGGGGCAUCGGGAGCCCAGGGAGAAUUGGUCCCCUCUGGGUCUGUGGGUCCUGGCCACACCAUGCAGUCCCCAUACUACAGCCUCUCCCCGGGGCUCAGCCUCAGUGACUUCAUCCCAGGCCACCUCCAGGCACAGACAUUACCGCACCGUCAAGGGACCCGGGUGUCUGUGCUCCGGAACGGUGGCUCCAACACGCUCAACUUCCAGUUCCAUGAUCCAGCCCCCAGGACAGUGUGCAAUGGGCACUCGGCACCCAGGAGAGUCGCCCCAGAUCCUUCUUGGUACCAAACCUGGCCUGUUCCUGAGAGCCAGGUCCCUGGAAGCACUAAGCAACCCGUAUCCCAGCGUGGCCCAAACUGGUCGGCUACGUGGACCAAAGGCAGCAAGCAGCGGGACAAGUGCUGGGUCAAAUAUGAGGGCAUUGGGCCGGUGGAUGAGAGCGGCAUGCCCAUCGCUCCUCGUUCUAGUGUAGGCAGCCCACGGGACUGGUACCGGAAAAUGUUCCAACAGAUCCACCGAAAACUUCCAGAGCUGCAGCUGGACUGGGCUUUUGAGGAUCGAGGCAAAGAAUCCAGGCAUCUCGGGCCACUGUUGAGAACUGCCUCUCAGAGACCCAUCUCCCCAGCAGGUGAGAGGAGCCACAGGGACCCUAAAGAAGGGGCUGGAAACAUCUUCAGCUCUAAGCCUGGAACCUCAUCUCUCUUGCAGACAAGACCUCAGGUGGUCAGGUACCAGAAGCAAGGUGAUGAUAUCUGGACUGAGGACUCCUGGAACCAAUUUCUACAAGAACUAGAGACAGGGCAGAGGCCCAAGAAGCCACUGGUGGAUGAAACCGCUGAGAAGCCCUCUUUACCAAUUGAGAUCUUACUGGAGAGGGAACUGGCCAGACUGAACGAAGAGCUGGACAAAGACAUGCGAGCCAUUGAGAUGAAGCUGCCCCCAGACAAGGGCUCAGUGCAGGCUAGCCGCCCCCAGGACCGAGGACCCUUGGCUCGCUUGUCUCCAGCCGGGGCUUCCAGCCCAUCCCAAGCACUUUACCAUAGCACCUCGAGGGCCCUGAGCCCCCACAGAAUGGAAGAUGGAGGGAGCCCCUUCCUGGGUCGGAGAGACUUUCUCUACCCACCCCCCACCCAAGAUCCAGAUGGGGCAGAGCCUGGGGGUGGCCUGGCCAAGAAAGAAGAUAAGAAGAUGAAGGCUGCACGGCUCAAAUUUGACUUCCAGGCUCAGUCACCCAAGGAGUUGACCCUGCAGAAGGGAGACAUCGUGUACAUCCACAAAGAGGUGGACAAAAACUGGCUGGAAGGAGAACAUCAUGGGCGGCUUGGCAUCUUUCCAACUAACUAUGUAGAGGUGCUGCCCCCAAAUGAGAUCCCAAAGCCCAUCAAACCCCCAACCUACCAGGUACUGGAAUAUGGAGAAGCUGUGGCCCAGUACAACUUCAAGGGGGACCUGGAGGUGGAGCUAUCUUUCCGAAAGGGUGAAAGGAUCUGCCUGAUAAGGAAGGUCGAUGAGAACUGGUACGAGGGUCGAAUCUCAGGGACUGGACGACAGGGCAUCUUCCCUGCCAACUACGUCCAAGUCUCCAAAGAACCCAGACUCAAGGUCUGCGAAGAUGGUCCUCCCCCUACCCACCUGAACCUGGCUGGCUCCCAAGUCCCUGGGUCCCCACGCCUGGGCACCUCUCGCCUAGGAAGGCCAUCUUGUUCCCCCUCUGCACCCCAAAGCACAGCUGACACCACUGAUUGGGGGAGCCAGACCUCUCCCUAUCGUACUGGUUUCACCUUUCGUUCCAGCACCCAAGAACCUUCCCCACGGACCUCUCCAUCCCGACCUCAAAGCCAGGGUCUUGGUGCCUCCAGGACAUUACCACCCCACCACUGGGGUCCCAGCCCUCACCAAGACCUUUCUUCCUCUUCUGGAUCCUCUAAUAUUCACUGGACCCCGUACCGGGCAGUAUAUCGAUAUUGGCCCCAAAAUGAAGAUGAAUUGGAGCUUCGGGAAGGAGACCAGGUGGAUGUCAUGCAGCAGUGUGACGAUGGCUGGUUUGUGGGUGUCUCUCGGAGGACCCAGAAAUUUGGAACAUUCCCAGGAAACUAUGUGGCCCCUGUGUGAGUGGGCACUUUGGCAGCCUGGAGCGAGCCCAGAGCUCUGUCAUAUGAAGGCCCAGCCCGGGGGGUGGGGAGAAGGGGUGGAGGUGGGAGGUGGUGAUACAUUUAGGGCACUGAUGGCAAGGGUUCUCUCUGUAACCUCCCCUUCCUCAGUUAACCCCCACUGCCCACCGACAGCUGCUUUGUUGUGAUGUUUCUCUAAGACCUGAGGGAGGAUGGGGGUGGUGGGAGGGGAGGGGCAUUUGCAGGAUGCCACAGCUUCUGUGAGGCCCCAUCCUGUGUCAGACACAACCGCCAACCCUCUGCCUCCUCUUCCCAUCCUCCCUGCCUUGGGGGAGCUGGAAUAACUCUGCACUCAGAUUCACAGACAUUCCUCUAACAGCCCCCUUCCUUCACUGUAUAGCUCUACCAAGGACUAGUUCCCAGCUUUAUUGAGACCAGACACGUAUUCUCUUUCUCUCCACCCCUCCCCCCUCCAUCAUCUCCACGAAGUGGCACAUCCUGUAACAAAGACCAACUUCUUAACUUAAUGGGGACCAAAUGCUUCCACCUGGAAGAGCUUUCUUCCCCAAAUCCCACCUUGCCUUCCACUUCAUGUGCCUCCUCUGGAGCCCUCCCCUCCCUUUCUUUGCUAGCUGAGUCGGGAAAAGGGGGAGGUGGGGAGGAAGUAGUGAGGGACCAUUUUCCUUCUCUCCUCAGAGCUCCCAGUAAAGGUUGAGCCUUUAAAGCUAGCAUUCCGAUCCAGUAGUUCUGGGAGACUCUGGCUGCACAUCCUUCCACCUAUGACACCCUUGUUCUCUGCUUGGAGAGACUGUAUAAUAAACCUGGACCCACCUUUCUUGACUGAG
Molecule: messenger RNA, 3157 nt
Organism: Trichosurus vulpecula (common brushtail)
Lineage: Eukaryota; Metazoa; Chordata; Mammalia; Diprotodontia; Phalangeridae
Gene: SORBS3
Product: sorbin and SH3 domain containing 3
Exons: 22
Coding region: 169-2313 (714 amino acids)
Molecular function (GO): protein binding
Source: RefSeq, a predicted model, not a curated record